Messenger RNA from Ascochyta rabiei, 2232 nucleotides. RefSeq lists its product as uncharacterized. Gene Ontology annotation, molecular function: DNA binding; zinc ion binding; carboxy-lyase activity. The transcript has 3 exons. The record is from RefSeq and is a predicted model, not a curated record. Bases 1 to 2232 code for a protein of 743 amino acids. Gene Ontology annotation, biological process: regulation of DNA-templated transcription; DNA-templated transcription. Lineage: Eukaryota; Fungi; Ascomycota; Dothideomycetes; Pleosporales; Didymellaceae.
AUGGAUGACAAGGCACAGCAGUCGCAGUCUCAGUCGCAGUCGCAGGCGCAGUCGCAGUCGCAGUCGCAGUCGCAGGCGCAUGCACCGUCGUCCUUGAUGCCGGACAUGCAGGACACUCCACCGCGCGCCGAUGUCGACGAGAUCCUGCGGAGGAAACGGAAGGCGCGAGAAUACAAGGCCUGCUACCCGUGUCGACAACGAAAAGUCAAAUGCGACCAGACCGUGCCCUGCAAAACCUGCGUCGUCCGCGAGCACCCAGAGCUAUGCACCUACCAUCCGCCGAGCGAGUCGCAUCCCCCGGCGAAGAGGAUCAGCAUGGGACUGGGCCAGAACGGACACGACUUCAACGUCAACGGCUUGGUCCACAUCCACGGCGGCACCGUCACCCUACCACGCGAGGACUGGGAGCACAUCUGCGCAAAGCUCCAGACGGCUGAGAAGUCGCUCAACGAGCUGAAGAACUCGAUCAGCAGCGUGUCCGAAGUCGCCCCACCCCUCAAUGGCUUCUCGCCCUCCACCUCCACAGCGCUCGCUGCCGCGGCACCCAUCGACGGCGAGCAGAGCCACGUUCGCACACAAGGGAUACACACCCGCAACGACAUCACCGGUCAGACGAUCCACAUUGGGCCCAGCUCAGUGCCCGCGCUGGUCAUGGCUUUGGGCCGGGGUGAGGAUGCGCAGUGGGCGCCAGGGCUACAAGACCUGCUGGGGAAAAAGAGCAUGUUGCCCAUAUUUGGUCUGGACAACGAAAGCGCUACCUAUCCCUUUGUCGAUCUCUGGGGACUGCCACAUGGUUCCAUUUCACGCGCAACAGAACUGGCAAACGCACUACCGAGCGAUUCGGAAUGCCUCAGCUUCUUCCGCUGCUACCGCGAGACCGCACACGCUGUUUACCCUGCCGUUGCCGACAUCGAAGGCGUCGAGUCCGACCUCCUGCUUUUCCUCAUCAACCGUGCGAGCUCGCAAGGGGCCAGUGGUGUCACAGACCAGCAAAUCUAUGGGAAAGACUUCCACUGGAUUGGCUUGGUCUUUGCUGUGUUAGCGUCAGGAUGCCAGUGCUCGACACUGUCGAGAAGAGAAAGGGAACUCACAUCACAGGUCUACAUAUGUUGCAGCUUCGAGUGCUUACGAUUUACAAACUUUCUUUCACACGCGAACAUCGAAAACAUACAAACGCUCUUGAUCCUCGGAAACGUCAUCUCGAACAACAUGAACGCUGGCGUUGCAUGGAGCCUGAUGGGCCUGACGGUUCGACUUUCGCAAACACUUGGUCUGCACCGCAUGUGCCCAUCGUCGACACCUGUGCAGCAGAGGAUAGUACGAAGCAAGGUGUGGUGGGCGUUACUCUGGCAAGACUCGCUACUCUCAGUGUCAUACGAUCGGGCGUCUUCGACUACCACUAUCGACCACACCGUGCCUCUCAGCAACCACACAGCACCCGGCACUCGAACCUACGUCGAAAGCAUGUACCGCUUAUGUAAAGUUGGACUCGACAUUGUGCGCGAACGCCAGAAACCACAAACAUCUCAGGAUGCUCUGAUCAGGAUAACUGAGCAUCGAAACGAACUCCAAGAAAUCAUGGUGGACGCAGCAGACUACUUGAAGGACUCUCGAAGAUGCCGUUCGAUGCGCGAUCAACUAGAACACUGGGCACUGUACCUCCACAUCUCAUACAUCACAUCAGAACUAUGUCGGCCCGCCAUCAGCCCCACAACAGCUGGUCUCGACCUCUCCAAAACACUCCGGAAGACCUGUAUUGAUAGUCUGACAAACACUGUCGAAGCUUUCCUCGGGUUACAGAACAUGACACCCUUCGCUACUCGCUCGUGGGCCGCCCUUCACCGAUCACUCAGCUGCGCGCUCCUCCUCGGCAUCCUCGGUGAGCACAAUCGCAACGAGCGAGCUCGCGGCCUCCUCCAGAACAUCAUUCAAGUGCUGGGUGAUUUCACGAAAGAUGUUGAUCCUAAUGAACUCGCGACCCCCAUUACACGCUCAGUCUCGGCACUCGAGCGGCUACUGCGCAUUACUACAAGUGUCAACCGGAAGACCAGCGAGUCCGGAUCGCUGGCCUCGCCUCCAAUGAAUACAUUUACGGCAGACGACAUUAACGCUGCUUUAACGAACGGCGAUGGCAAUGCGUUCUCGCAGUCGCCAUUGCUGGGCUUGGAUCUAGACUCUUCGCCAUAUGCGUUGAUGGAAUCGAUCGUAUGGGGCGCGCAGAAGGACGGAUGA